Neogale vison (American mink) is the source of this 5173-nucleotide messenger RNA. It is a transcript of the gene CEP104, whose product is annotated as centrosomal protein 104. Bases 190 to 3000 code for a protein of 936 amino acids. The record is from RefSeq and is a predicted model, not a curated record. The transcript is spliced from 22 exons. Lineage: Eukaryota; Metazoa; Chordata; Mammalia; Carnivora; Mustelidae. Gene Ontology annotation, cellular component: cilium.
CCCUGGCGCUGGGCGCAGGCCUGGGCUGCUCCUCGGCGGCCACCGCCGCUGCGGCUCGGGGGUACAGGACGGCGGAGGAGGCGCCUUCUGAGGUCCGGAAGGCGCUGCCGAGGGGCUGCGAAGGGCCCUGGGACCGUGCAGGCGCCGAGGUCCGGGCGGGCCUUCGGUCCUGACAGCCCAGUGCCCAGGAUGCCCCACAAGAUUGGCUUCGUUGUCGUCAGCUCCUCUGGACAUGAAGACGGCUUCAGCGCCCGGGAACUAAUGAUCCACGCGCCAACCGUCAGCGGGUGGAGGUCACCGAGGUUUUGCCAGUUUCCACAAGAAAUCGUUCUUCAGAUGGUGGAGAGGUGUCGGAUCAGGAAGCUGCAGCUGCUGGCCCACCAGUACAUGAUCGCCAGCAAGGUGGAGUUCUACGUCAGCGAGAGCCUGCCCGAGUACUUCGUGCCCUACCAGGCCGAGCGGUUCCGGAGACUCGGCUACGUCUCUCUCUGCGACAACGAGAAGACGGGCUGCAAAGCCCGGGAGCUGAAGUCCGUCUACGUGGACGCGGUGGGACAGUUCCUGAAGCUGAUUUUUCACGAGAACCACAUCAACAAGUACAACGUAUACAACCAGGUCGCUCUGGUUGCAGUGAAUAUCAUCGGAGACCCUGCGGACUUUGGUGAUGAAAGCAACAUUACCUCUAGAGAGAAGCUGAUUGACCAUUACCUGGGGCACAACAGCGAGGAUCCAGCUCUGGAAGGAACUUGUACCGGGAAAUCUGACUAUAUUUCUCCGCUCGACGACUUAGCUUUUGACAUGUACCAAGAUCCAGAAGUAGCCCAGAUCAUACGGAAAUUAGAUGAGAGGAAACGUGAAGCUGUCCAAAAGGAGCGUUACGACUAUGCCAAGAAGCUAAAACAAGCUAUUGCUGAUUUGCAAAAGGUCGGGGAGCGGCUGGGGCGGUUCGAGGUGGAGAAGCGCUGUGCGGUCGAGAGGGAGGACUACGACCUGGCCAAGGAGAAGAAGCUGCAGAUGGAGCGGUUCCGCAGCCGGGUGUACGAGCAGCUGCAGCAGCACAGCCUCGUGGACGCCGAGCCGAUGCGAAGGGCUUCUGACCUGCCCCUCCACCCCCUGGCUCACUCCACCAGUCCUCGCCACCCACAGCCAGUGCCUUCUCUACCGCAAGAAGAAGGUGCAGCAGAAAGCCGGUUUGCAGAGCCUUGCCUUCAGGACAAGCCUCCAGCGCAUCCCCGGGGCCCUUCUCAGCACUCUGCAGUGGACCUCUCCCCGCCCGCCGCAGACCCCCAUCUCAAGACCCACCUCCCGACUGUGCCCUACGACGAGCGGCCCCUUCCCGCCUCGCGGAAGCAGCCGGCGGCGGCCGCCCUGGAGCCGGAAAAGAGUGACACUGAUAUCAGCGAGGCUCCCAGAGGAGGAGCCGCUGGAGAGCCCGAGCCCUUGACCGAGAAGGCCCUGAGGGAGGCCGGCCCUGCCGUGGAUGUGCUGGGAGAAAGCCUGGUGGCAGGGGCCUGCUCCAGGACGUGGGCCUGCCGGGAGGACGCGCUGCUCGCCCUGUACAAGCGGCUGAUGGAGACGCCCACCGGGGCCCCGAAGGACGAGCUGAAGAGCACCCUGCGCGCCUCGGUCCUCCUUGUGAGAAGGGCCCUCAGGGACAUAGUGACCCCGGUUUUUCAGGCUUCUUUAAAAUUGUUGAAAAUGAUGAUCACGCAGUACAUUCCUAAACACAAACUGAGUAAGCUUGAGACCGCUCACUGUGUGGAAAGAGCCAUCCCCGUCCUGCUCACCAGGACUGGAGACUCUUCUGCUCGCCUCCGAGUCGUCGCCUCGAAUUUUAUUCAGGAAAUGGCUUUGUUCAAGGAAGUCAGGUCUCUCCAAAUUAUCCCAUCGUACUUGGUGCAGCCGUUAAAAGCCAACACUUCGAACCAUCUGGCCAUGAGCCAGGUAGGCCUCCUGGCCCGGCUUCUGAAAGACCUGGGCACCGGGAGCUCGGGCUUCUCCAUCGACAACGUGAUGAAGACUCCGUCACCGCAAGAACCCCUCCCGACCCGUGUUCAGUUUUCAGUGAGCGCCCUGGAGCACAGAGUGUAUGAGGUCCGGGAGGCCGCGGUUCGAGUCAUUUUGGACAUGUAUAAGCAGCACCGGGCUCUUAUUCUGGACUACCUCCCUCCAGACGACACCAGCACGCGCAAGAAUGUUCUCUAUAAAACAAUUUUUGAGGGAUUUGCUAAAAUCGAUGGCAGACCUACAGAUGCUGAAAUUAGGGCACAGAAGAAAGCAGCUACAGAAGAAGCUGAAAAACGAAAGAAAGAAGAGAUUAAAGCUCUACAAGGGCAGUUGGCCGCACUCAAGGACACCGAGGUCGAAACCCAGGGGAAAGGAGCCCCCCCGGUGGAGGCGGACAGUCAGGACACACAAGGAGGGAAAGCAGCCCCACCGCCGGCUGCGGAAGGCCCAGACAAUCACUACUUGGAGAAUCUGUGCAUCUUCUGCGGGGAGAGGAACGAGGCCUUCACGGAGGAGGGGCUGGACCUGCACUACUGGAAGCACUGUCUCAUGCUGACGCGGUGCGCCCACUGCAAGCAGGUGGUGGAGAUCUCCAGCCUGACGGAGCACUUGCUGACGGAGUGCGACAGGAAAGACGGGUUUGGAAAGUGUUACCGCUGCAGCGAGGCCGUGCUGAAGGAAGAGCUGCCCAGACACAUAAAAACGAAGGCGUGUAACCCUGCCAAACCAGAGAAGCUGGCAAACCGGUGUCCGCUGUGCCAUGAGAACUUCUCCCCGGGAGAGGAGGCGUGGAAAGCUCACCUCAUGGGCCCGGCCGGCUGCACGAUGAACCUGCGUAAGACCCGCGUGCUGCACAGGGCGCCUGCUCCGCCGCCGGCAGGUAAAGGCCCAGCCGUGGCCAAGGCAGGGACCUCGGGAUCAAAGGUCGGAAGCAAGAUCCCUACCCCGAAGGGACCGGGCAAAAGCUCCGGGAGGACAUACACGAAGCGAUGACACAACAUGCGUCCUGCCUCCUUUGUCCCCGCGAGGAGCGGAGCAAGUUUCCUGACUCAACCAUUUCUCCUAAAAUCCACCCUUGGACAUGGUGACCGUCCCCCACCCCCGCUGACCCUCGGCUCUCGGCCGUGCUGGUCCUGACUUGUUGCACCGGCCGUGGGGCCGACGGAGAACCUACGUCCCAGGGUCAGAUCUGGACCCGCCGCGGCUUUGAGCCGCCAGGCGUCUGCCCCCCAGCCCAGCACAUGCAGGAGAGCGCCCGUCUGUUCAGGGGGUGCCAACGCGAUGCCCGCGCGGGCAGGCCCUCUUCCCAAGUGCUUGCAGUGAUUCCCAUAAAGACUUCCCCGGAAACCGCGGGCCUCUUCAUCUCUCUCACACGGGGCCGAAUUCCCGCCGGUCCAUGGCCCCCCAGCAGCGGUGACCAUGAGUGUCCCCGGGUGCCUUACCCCAGCGGGGCGCACUCUGCCUACCCCUGCCCGGUGCACCUCCUCACCGUGUCUGCGGAGCCCGUGCUCCCCGCUGUCACAGGUCACUGGGCAUGGGUCCCCCUGUGCCCCUUGCCCGGCCAGAGGCCCAUGAGGAGUGCGCGGUCCGCGGCGGUCACCACCCUCCCACGGCAGCACCCCCGCCCCACGGUAACCCCCCAGCAGCCGUCCCCCCGCGGCAGUCCCCUGGGCGAGCUGAGGUGGGCACUGUGAGGCUCCAAGGCAGGGCCGCGCCGGGGGUGCUCACAUCCCUUACCCACGUGCUGCCCUCAGCAGAACUGCAAGGUGACUGUCACGGGUCCUGUGCUCGCCUGCCCACAGUGUCGGCCGGAGCGCCCCGCUCUUGAACCCCAGGGGCUGACGUGGCGCCGCUCUUGACUCCGGCCUGGGGUAUCUGCUCCUUCACGCACGUCAUCGGUCGGCCCCUGCAGACCCAGCGCGUCUGCCUCGGGCCUGCCCCUCGCUCGUCUGCGUUGGAAUUGGGGCUCCACGUUCAUUUCCUCGGCUGGUCCCGUGAUACUUACGCACCAGACGUCAUUUCAAACGAAGACACCAGACCUCGAAGUCCAGCCCCCUCACAGCUCCCCACCUGCCGCGGGGCAGGGGAGCGGUUCCGCGUGCUUCCCGUGCAGGUGGCCGGGCUGACGGGCCGGUGUGGGUCUGCAGGGAGGGCCCCGUGUCUCGCCGCAGCCGAAUCUCCCAGGGGCCCGAGGCGGCUGACCCUGUCCCACCGUGCAGCCGGGACGUGCCCCUCCCCCCCCCCGAGCGCCCGCGGGCUUUCCCAACGGACACCCGGGGUGACAGAUGAAGAGUGGGCUGGGUGAUUGUAAAUAAAUACUGAGUUUCUGGCCGUGUGAAACCACAAAGUGUGUCUUAGAAAACCCCUAACAGCUGUCAGAGUCCGUCUGUGACCGUGAAUUUGCACGACUCACUCUCUGUCCCGGGAAGGCUAAUACCUUCUCGUACGCAGCAAGAGUGAGAGCGAGAGAAUUACCAAAACCUGUGACCCCGCCUAACCACGAAAGCGCCCGGGGAGAGAGGACGCAGACCUCCAGUGGGCAGCGCAGAGCGCGGAUGCCGGCAGAUGGCACUCGGGCCUUUCUGGCCCCGGGGACAGCGGCUCGACCUGCGGCCCGUCGUCCUCCACGCGCGGACCAGCCGCUUCUGUCACGCGAGCUAGUGAAGGAACCAUUCCUUCCUCUCCAACCAACACUUCCAAAUAUAGAAGUCUUAUUUCCAUAUAUUGUAACUUGAAAAAGCAUUUGUAAAGAUAUUUAAUUUUAGUGACUGGCAAGCAAAAUCGGGUGCAUUUAAGACCAGUUAGCGCUGCCGGUUCCAGAAGACUCGAGCGGCGGGAUUGAAAUGAUCCCGGGCCGGGACUCGUGGCUGCUGAAAGCCUUGCAGAGCUACAGACUAGUAAGGAACCACAAAUAAAAAACAAAAAAUUGGGAAGGAACUAUAAGAUCCCUUGGCCAUUUAUAAAUAAAUCUGUAAAUUUGGGACAGGAAUUAAUAAUUGACUUUUCACUCCUGAAUAUGUUGUGCAUAUUUAAUAUUUAUUUCUAUUAUUUUCAUAUUUCAGGAUACUUUAUCAAGCUAAUUUAAAAGAAAUGUGUCUAUAAAUUUGGCAUCAGAAUACACAUGUAAAUACUUUUAAUGAAAAUUUGCAACUUUUUAAUGUUUUAA